UCUCCUUCCUCUUCAGCAUUCACCUCAAAUCUCAAUCUUCCUGUGUCUAAAGUCACGACCUAACACCAAAACAAAAGCUCACGAUCGAAUCCUUAGACACUUCCGUCACCCAAAUUUCGCAAUUUUCCGCUUUUAAUUUAAAACAAAUGUGUUAUUUUCGUGAACACCACUUGCAGCUGAAAAUAAACCGACGAUAAUAAAAGCUCAUCGGAAGUAAACUCGACCAAGUCAAUAAACCUAACCUCAAUUUGUCAACACUUCCUAUUUCAUGGGUUUUCUCGAAGAUGAGCUGUGCGAAGUCAAAAAGCUGUGCGAAAAUGUGGUUCCCGGCAGCAAACUCGUGUCGUGUGUCAAGACGAUGGUUCGAGCAGAAAUAAAAAGGACUGAAUUCAAGUCCGUGGUCAUUUGCAUCCAGUUCCCUGAAACCUACCCCAGCACUCCGCUUCUGCUCGAACUCAAGUCGAAAACUUUGUCUGAAAAGUUGCUGCACGGACUGACGAAUGUAUGCGAACAAGAAGCUAAAAAAUACCUAGGGAAAGCACAAGUUCUCAAUACUAUUAAGUUUCUGAGGAAUUUUAUCGACGAAAACCCCCUUUGUUGCUGUUAUGACGAAAUAAACUUCCUUAAGAAGGUUCUCACGGACAGAGACGAGCUCAAACUCAAGCAGAAAACGUCCAGCGUUCACUUGAAAGCAGUCAAUCAUAGCUACUUCCUCAACUGUCGGGUUGUAGUUCCUGAUGAUUACCCAAAAGCCGCUAUUGAUAUACAAGACGUCUCCACGAAUUUCUCGUCCGCUUUCAACCGACACAUGGUCGGUCAAGCCAGAGAAAUAGCCCGAAAGUGCGUGGAACCCCCCAUUAAGAAAAAACCGAACGACCCCCCGUUCAAGCCGUCGCCGUCCCUCCAAAAAUCCGUUGAGUUUCUGAUCGACUGCGUGAAGCGGCUGCCUUCAGAAAAUUGUCAGUUUUGUAAACAGCGCUGUUUUCCCUGUGAUCCAAGACAAUUGGAAAUUGACGAGAAUUCCCCCAAACAUAUUGAACGAGUCCACUGUGGACAUUUGUUUCAUCAGGAGUGCUUUUUCGCGUUUAUGAAGCAACCACCUUUUGGCAAUAAGAAGUGUAGCGCUUGUGGGGCUCGCAUUUUCCAUUUUAAGUGGUCUUUGUCGGACCGGCUUGCUGAGGAGAGGUGGGCUCAUGAACAAGCGAGGGAGAGAGAGUUGCAGGAAGUUACUGAUUUUUUUAAUUAAGUAAGGUUAAGUUGAGUGUGGAGUUUGAUAUUUUAGUAUGAUUUUGAAAGGAAUUAAUAAAAUGUUUCCGAG
This is a messenger RNA of Zophobas morio, 1318 nucleotides long. RefSeq lists its product as uncharacterized. Gene Ontology annotation, molecular function: protein binding. The record is from RefSeq and is a predicted model, not a curated record. The transcript is spliced from 3 exons. Lineage: Eukaryota; Metazoa; Arthropoda; Insecta; Coleoptera; Tenebrionidae. Bases 269 to 1246 code for a protein of 325 amino acids.